GCGGUGUGAAGAGGCAAUAUUUCCCGGUUGGGCAUGCUUUUUCGCACAACUCGGAUCGGCGCGCAUUGUAGUGGAGAUCGAGCCCGGAAAAAAGCGGACUGCCUCCCGCCGUCUCAGCCGGAGCGAUGGCGGCAGUGUGUUCCUCGUCGUCGGCGGGCUUCGCCACCGCUGGCAUGUCGGCGGGCUUGAAGCGGAGCGAGUCGAUCACCAUAGACGGUGCCCGCGCCUCCUCUUCCUCCUCCUCCUCCUCCUCUCUAGAGACUCGUGCCGUCUCCGGCACUGGCCCUACAAAUACCUUUGCGGCUGCCUCAGGCGGUCUUUUUGGUGGUGCGACUUCUGUCACCAACCGCAAGCAGCGACAUUACCACUGCGUCCUAGCGAAGUCGCUCGGCGCGCAGCGUUCGGACUACGUAAGCGGCGGCAGCGGGUUGAAUGCUGUUGCUGCUGGAGCGUUAUCGGCAAGGGGGAUGAAUCGGGCGGGGGGUUGUCAUUCUUGCCGCCAUAGCCGCCCGGCAGAGAAGCCGGGGACGGCGAUGCCACGUGCGGUGUCUGCUCCUGCCCCUCCUCCCACCACGGUGGAAGAUGGCGAAGGCGUCGAUAACGUGGUUCUGAACAAGUAUAGCAGGAGGAUCACUCAGCCGAAAUCGCAAGGCGCCUCCCAAGCCAUGCUUUAUGGUGUUGGGCUAUCCGAGGAGGAUAUGAAUAAGGCGCAGGUUGGGAUCUCGUCCGUUUGGUAUGAAGGCAAUCCGUGCAAUAUGCACUUGAUGAAGCUGGCCACGGCCGUGAAGGAAGGGGUUCGCGAAGCCGGCAUGAUUGCGUUUAUGUUCAACACGAUUGGUGUGAGUGAUGGGAUAUCUAUGGGAACGGAGGGGAUGAGUUAUAGCUUGCAAUCGAGGGACUUGAUUGCGGACAGCAUCGAGACCGUCAUGGGCGCUCAAUGGUACGACGCCAACGUGUCGCUUCCUGGAUGCGACAAGAACAUGCCGGGCACUUUGAUCGCUAUGGGAAGGCUCAACAGACCAAGCUUGAUGGUUUACGGUGGCACCAUUAAGCCGGGCUAUGCACCCUGUGGAGAUGGGCCGUACGACAUCGUCUCUGCAUUCCAGAGCUAUGGGCAAUAUGUUGGGGGCAAAAUCACAGAGGAGGAAAGAGCCAGGAUUGUGAGGCACAGUUGUCCUGGUGCUGGAGCUUGUGGAGGCAUGUACACUGCUAACACAAUGGCAAGUGCCAUCGAGGCUUUGGGAAUGACGCUACCGUACAGCUCCUCCAUUCCUGCGGAAGACCCACUGAAGUUGGAGGAGUGCCGUAUGGCUGGCAAGUACCUGAUAGAGCUUCUGAAGAAGGAUAUCAAGCCGCGCGAUAUUAUCACUCGUGCAGCGCUUGAGAAUGCGAUGGUCUUGCUCAUGGUGCUUGGAGGGUCGACUAAUGCUGUGCUACACCUCAUCGCGAUUGCCAGGUCUGUCGGUGUGGAUUUGACUCUCGAUGACUUUCAGAACGUCAGCGACAGGGUGCCUUUUCUUGCAGACUUGAAGCCAAGUGGCAAGUACGUGAUGGAGGAUUUGCACAAGGUUGGAGGAACUCCAGCGGUAUUGAAGUACCUUAUGGAGGCAGGACUGAUCGACGGAAGCUGCUUGACAGUGACUGGGAAGACUCUGGCAGAGAACCUCGCAUCUUGCCCACCACUCUCUGAAGGCCAGGAAAUCAUUCGGCCGCUUAGUGACCCCAUAAAACAGACGGGGCACAUCCAGAUUUUGUACGGGAACCUGGCACCAGAGGGCUCUGUGGCAAAGAUCACAGGAAAGGAAGGCCUGUAUUUUUCGGGGCCUGCACGGGUGUUUGACUCUGAAGAGGAGAUGCUUGCAGCACUUUCGGAAGAUCCGUCUAGCUUCAAGGGCACGGUUGUGAUUAUCCGAGGAGAAGGUCCUAAGGGAGGUCCAGGGAUGCCGGAAAUGUUGACGCCUACGAGUGCCAUCAUGGGUGCUGGUCUUGGCAAGGAGUGCGCAUUGUUAACGGAUGGGCGGUUUUCAGGAGGCUCUCAUGGCUUUGUGGUUGGUCACAUUACUCCUGAGGCGCAGGUGGGAGGGCCUAUUGGACUCGUUCAGAAUGGUGACAUUGUGACCAUUGACGUAAUGAAGAGGAUCAUGGAUAUGGAUGUGUCGCAAGAAGAGCUCGAGAGGAGGCGUGCGGUAUGGACGGCACCACCCCUGAAAGUGACCCGGGGAACGCUUUACAAGUACAUCAAGACUGUGAAGUCGGCAUCAGAAGGCUGUGUCACGGACGAGUAAAAUUUCGAAUUUGAGCUUUUACUUCGUCAUCUUUGAGUGACGUCCAAGCAUUUACUUGGUCAUUCUGUUUGAGUGAAAUUCGAGCAUUUUCUUUGUCUUUUAUUUGACGAUGUGUGCUGCAACUCCCUCUCCUUUUGUAAUGAGGGCCUCAACGUUUCACAGAGCAUUGAUGAAGGUGGAUACACACGCAAGAAAUGCUUGCACAGUCGAUAAUAUACCCACAUGCCAGGGACAUGGUCUCUCUCUCUCUCUCUCUCUCACUCAUGCGGAGACAUGGGAGAGGAAGACAUGGGAAAGGGGAGGAUGUGUGCCAUUCUGUGUGUGUAAGAGAAUGGUUACCGAAUCGUUGUGUGUGUUUUCUGCACAUUGGCGCACAGAAGGCAUAUGUUUCGUGUAGAGGUUUAUCCAUCAUGGGCUCCAUUUCUCUUUCUCUCUCUCACUCACGCGGAGACAUGGGAGAGGGAGACAUAGGAAGGGGGAGGAUGUGUGCCAUUCUUUGUGUAUCAUUGUGUGUGUUUUCUGCACAUUGGCGCACGGAAGGCAUAUGUUUCGUGUGGAGGUUUAUCCAUCAUGGGCUACCCACUCCUAGCUGGAGGGGUGUGGCAAUUUGUUAUUUCUACCACAGGUGUGUGUCAGGAGGGGAAAGGGGGUGCGGCUCCCUGCUCAACACUCAGCCCUCGGUCCAGGUUUUUUAAGGUAGACUACGUUAUGUAGGAGGAAAUCAAGGAGGUCGUCAGGUGAGUUUUGGCAUUACAUACAUUCGGAGGAGAAGAGUUUUGGCGUUACAGCAGCGAAGUACUUUCAGAAGUGAUCUUGUGCGACCGUCGUGCAGAGACGGAGAAUUGUGCACUUUUCGGUGUGUGCUACAAUUGCCCAGGAUGGAAUGAGCGGUGUGGUGGUAAGUGAUUUUUGACAGCACUGCAUGCACAGAGAACCGGUCAGGGCAUUCAACAGAAUGCCGCACGGCAAUAAGAGAGAGAGAGAGAGAGGUUGGUGGCCAUCAACCAUGGUUGAGGUUAUUUUUUGCUCUUUUGCACAAAGAGAGAGAGAGAGAGAGAGAGAGAGAGAGAGAGAGAGAGAGAGAGAGAGAGGUUGGUGGCCAUCAACCAUGGUUAAGGUUAUCUUUUGCUCUUUUGCAAUUUGUUGAGAGAUUUGAUCACCUCUCUGGUGAAGAAGAGAGGUAUCAGGGCACAUGACAGAUAAUUAACUUCCCAGAGUUCGUCCUCUUCUAAUCAAUCGCUUCAUGUUGU
Molecule: messenger RNA, 3535 nt
Organism: Chara braunii
Lineage: Eukaryota; Viridiplantae; Streptophyta; Charophyceae; Charales; Characeae
Source: the annotation of a GenBank genome assembly